AAAUGAAAGCGAAAAUGCCAAAAUGGCUGAAUAAAGUAAAUGCUCUAUGUUUAAUAUAAAGUUUUUCUGUACAGUAAUAACUAUUAGGCUAAACACGAUUAGCAUCGAAUAUUUAUAAACAUUUAGUUAAUGUCUUUAUAAGGAGUGUCUAAUUAUUAAUAAUCUUUUGGUACUCAAAGAAUUUCAAAAUGAAUGAAACUAAUAGUGAAGGACUUGCGGAUUCCGAGAAGCCGGUUCAAGUAUCAGAUAAUGUGCCAUUCCCGCCUUUCCCGGCCCCAGCAGAUGAUGACUUUGAAGAAGAUAUAUCUAAAGAUGAGAGAUCAUACUACAUAACAAAAUUUAAAGAUCUUAAUACUAUUAUUCACAUGAAAGUUCACUGUACUGCUUGUGACCGACAUAUAGGGAUUUGUCCCAAAAAUGAAAGUAAUAUGAAAACACAUCCUAUGUUACGUACAUUAAUGUGCCAGAAUUGUCAUUCAUUUUAUAACAGUGGAGAGUUUGAAAAGGGUGAUGAUGGCUCUGAAUUAUAUUGUCGUUGGUGUGGACAAGGCGGUCAAGUGUACUGCUGCUCAGAUUGCCCACAUGUAUUUUGUGCGAAAUGCAUAAAAAGAAAUAUGGGCCCAGCUAAAAUAAGAGAGAUUGAGGAAGUAGAUGAUUGGAAAUGUUUCAAAUGUAAUACCACCUGUUUGAGAGAUUUGCGUGCAAUUUGUUGGGCAGCACUGCGCUACUGUGACUUUAAAAACAGAAUCGCUUAUAAAACUGAAGAUGCAAAGCUUAAGGAAUCAUAUUUAAAAGAAAUAUCUGAAGAUGUUUCUGAGUGCUGUAGGUCUAAAAAUAGAAAGAAGGAAAAGCUGGAUGCUAAAAAGAAAGAAGCUGAAGCGAAAAAAGCGGCUGUUGCAGUUGUAUCGAAGCUUCCUCCUACUAUACUGGUGAAGAAAUUUGCUUCAAUUAAUUCUGUGUCUGAUGUGAAUAAGCCAGAACUUAGGAAGGCUCAAAAAAGGUCGGCGAGUCCCAAAAUGAAACCAAAUAUAAUUUUGAAAAAUCCUAUUUGUGUGUCACCAAAGGUGUCUAACACCUUCCAUGUUGCACCUAUGAAGAAAGUUCGGCUGCCGUCAAACAUGAUGAACCCAAUAAGGAUACUGAAUGAGAGAAAACCCGUGCCCCAAAACACAUUAAUUAAGAUACGACCGAAAGCCAAUUUUCAAAAUAAUAUGUUCAACGGGAUCAGUACAAGCACACCAUUCAACAAUGUCAUGUUUAAUAAUGAUAAUAUUAAUUUGUCGCUGGACAGUCUAACCCAGGGCCUAGAUAUGUCUUCUAUACAAAACAUGAGUGGCGCAUCUCAGGACGAAUUAGUGUGCACUCCGGAUUUCCCCAUGGAGCCAUUAUGCGAGGUGACAGAGGAUAACACGGAUGAUGAUGUGCAGUGUAUAACACCAGGUCCCGUGAUAACACCGAAGACAUUGUCUACACAAAAGCCAAUCGUUCUCUCCGAAGUGUCUCCCGAAAAUAUCAUACAAAUGACUGAAAACGAUGUUACCGUGAAUUCUGUCACUGGUGGUCUUAAAUUCCGCGUUGACCCUCAAACCUUAUCUUCCAACAAGAUGUAUCGACUUCCCGACGGUAGAAUAUUUGCAAUUAAUGCCAAUCCUACCAUGCCCGGCGGCUAUUCGGCUACGAUAGUAGCGGUAACUGAAACAAAUCGACCCAAAAUAAGUUCAUCUAAUAAAUCCAGCCGUGGUACGCCACCACCACUACGAGUAAUAAAAAGCAAUCCAGCAAAUCGCAAAAAGGUUUCAAAACACAAAUCACCAAAGCCCCGUCGUUCCGAGACGACCCAAAGGGAAGCUGAUCUGUCAGUACCCGUUGAAUGGUAUAGAUAUAAUUUGAUUGACGCUAUAGACGCACUCGAGUACUCAUUGACACGAUUACAUAAAUUGAAAAAGGAAGCAAACACCUCCUUCUUACGAACAAGGACUGUCAAUGAAAUGCGGAAUUUACACAGAAGUUUCGAUACCCUAUUAAACACCUCGUCGCAUCGUUUCAAGGAGAUUCGUGAUACUCUAACUAAAGGAUUUAAACAAUAUUUGAUAAAGAAAUGUCAAGAAAAUAGCGAAGAGGAAGAUGACGAUGACGUCGAAAUACUACCCGAUUUAGACGAAGACCCUAUUUGUAUUGAUGAAAAUUCGCUAGAUUCCUUCUGCAACGAGACCCAAGAAGUCGAUCUGACAGAGGUUGGAAGCGAACACAACGAUAGUAGAGAGAAAUCUGCACAUAUGGCAUCUAUCACACAAGAGAUAGAUGAACAUGACACAAAAGAAAUUAUCAGUGAAAACAGCGAAGAAAUCGAUACAUCUAAAGACAUUGCAAGUGAUGCUAAAUUGAACGGAAAAAAAAGUGCAGAACCAAAAAUUUCUCGUAACAAAUCCGUAUCAAAUUCAGACACAGAAUUUGCGUUUUCCAAUUCCAAUUCAACCGAUAGUAAGGUAGCUGAAGAUAAAAACGAAAAGGAUGAAAAUAAAACAGAAAGUGAGAUUAUAGAAGAUACUCCGAAAGAUAAAAAGGAGAUUGUUGAUAGCAAAGUAACAAAAACAGUUAAAACAAACGAAAAGGGAGAAAAAGUUACCAAUGGUAAUAAUGAAGAUAUUAAUGUUAGUGAUAAUACGAUAGAUGAUUGUUUGAAUGAAGGAGAGGCAAAGGAAGCGAGUAAAGAAAGUGUUAUGGACAUUUCUGAUGAUGUAAAGGAAUCUUAAUGCACAAAAGACUCGCUAACGUGAUAAUAUACUUGACAGUUUUAUACAAAUACCUUAGUUAAAUACAAAAACUAAAUCCUAACUAAUCUAAACGUAGUACAUACUAUAAAUAAGUGAAUUAUUUGCCAGUUUAUUUCCAGUUGUGUUUAAGUUGAUUCGGUGUAAAAUAAUACCUGACAUAAAAACCUAGUAAAAUAUAACCAAUUUAUUUAUAUUUUAAAUUUGACUUUAAAGCAGAUUUUAGAGAUGGAGGGUAGUCACAAAUAUUUAUGCAGAGGGUAGAAUUCCUUGUGUUCUUAUGUUUGAUUUUAAUAAAAUCGAAGGAUCAGUUCGCCGUGUAAUUCUUUUUAAUCAGCUGAUAUUACCAUUUAUAGUGAGAUAGUAGCAUUUGUUGCCUGGUCCGACAAAUGUUGGAAUUUACUACGGAUUUGUGUUCUCAAAGGGAGAAUACUAGUUCCACAGUUAUACAAAACACUUUAAAGAUUAGACAUGCUCUAUCCCAAAAUGCACUCAAUUCACAUAGAAGAUAAACUUUUGCUUUAUCUUCAUAUUAAAAGGGUGGAUCUAUUGAAGCCAUUAAUUGGAUUUGUAUGUGUAAAUUCUUUAAAAUGUUCCUUUAGGGCAAUAAAAAUAAGAAACUCAUAUUUGUAUUCGUUUUCGUGAAUAAAUAUAAUGGAAGGGUCGCAAGUUGAAAGCGUGAGCGUAUUUCAUUGAUUUGUAUAUUUAAAAAGAAAUGGCGACAAAGCGACACAGUAAGUUUACUAACAAUAAUUGAGGUUCUUUGGUGGGAAGUGCCAAAGCCAAUUAAGUAAAUGUUGUAUUUACAGAGUAAAGAGACUGGUUCUAAAACAAAUUUUUACCUUCCAAUCAUUUUUGUCGUGGUCUUUGUGGUCGUUCGAAUUAUGUUAAUAUUGUGAAAAGUGUAAAUGUGGAAUAUUUACACAUAAUUAUAUAUGUGUUUCUACUAUUUGUUAUGUUAUUACGAAAUUUUAUGUUUAAAGUUUGUAUAUAAUAUUUUGUUUAGACACCUCCGCUCGAAGAUUAAAAUUAAUGUUAAUGUGGGACGUAGGAAUUGUAAAUAUAUUUUGAUUUAAUUUAGAAUAAGUAAUAUAUAAUUUGUAUUCAUUAUUCAACUAUUUCAUUUUAUAACCUCUCUUUUUGGGUAAGACUCUGAGACCGCUUAGUAUAGCGUAGGUGAAAAGCGCAUUGGAUUCCCACAAAUAGUUCUAGUUAAUUUUCGACUCUGAAUGUCAACUGUCAAAUACAGUGUCAGUUUUUGACAGAUGACAGUUUCUUUAUUUCGUUCCAUCAUUUGAGGUAUGAUAUGACGUUUUUUUUUUGUAAUUGCCAUAUCUAUAUGACCAUGAUUAGCAAGAGUUUGCUUUCUCCAAUAUUGGACUAUUAAUUGCUUGUUGACAUAUAGCACACUUGUCAUGAUGACAAGUAUUUUACCUUUGCAAUUCCCUCUCGUACAGACUGACUAUUCCAGACCUUAAGGGCCUUCUAGUACAUAAGGGUCCUUAAAUACAAUUUUUACAUAAUUCCAUAAGCCAAGGUAGUGUUUUGAUACCAAGUGACGAUUCUGUAUACAAUUUUGAUGCAGAAAAUCCUAAGUGCAAAUGUCCCAAUCACUAUUGGAAAUUAAAUACUUUUUGCUACAUGAAUAAUUUGCAUUAAAUCAAAAUUGUUAGCAUUUGAAUUUCGACAUUGACUAUAUGUUAAAAUUAAGAUAUUAAAGAAUGCACUGAAAGAAUUUUUUCCUUUAUUCUAAUUUUGAUAGUAUAUAUUCGCUUUGUUAUCCGAAUUUUUCUAGGAAAUCAUUGUAUUUUGGUUCCGUUUUAUUGUGAUAGGCAUUAUUAGGCUUGCAGCUGUGCUGGAUUUUAUAUGAAACGCCUUUAUGCGGCCAUUAAGCCAGAUGUAAUUUAUGUUGUACUGUAAAGAAUAAAUGAUCUGGAAGA
Messenger RNA from Pieris brassicae (large cabbage white), 4711 nucleotides. RefSeq lists its product as uncharacterized. The record is from RefSeq and is a predicted model, not a curated record. Lineage: Eukaryota; Metazoa; Arthropoda; Insecta; Lepidoptera; Pieridae. Bases 189 to 2753 code for a protein of 854 amino acids. The transcript has 9 exons.